Messenger RNA from Asparagus officinalis (garden asparagus), 270 nucleotides. RefSeq lists its product as uncharacterized. Lineage: Eukaryota; Viridiplantae; Streptophyta; Magnoliopsida; Asparagales; Asparagaceae. The transcript has 3 exons. The record is from RefSeq and is a predicted model, not a curated record. The coding region runs from base 1 to 270 and encodes 89 amino acids. Gene Ontology annotation, molecular function: protein dimerization activity; RNA polymerase II transcription regulatory region sequence-specific DNA binding; DNA-binding transcription factor activity, RNA polymerase II-specific. Gene Ontology annotation, biological process: regulation of transcription by RNA polymerase II. Gene Ontology annotation, cellular component: RNA polymerase II transcription regulator complex.
AUGGAGAUUGGUUCUUCUUCAGUGAGGCCAGAGAGAAAGGUGGUGGAGAGGAACAGGAGAAUACACUUGAAACGUCUGUACUCCCAGCUCUACGCUCUCCUCCCUCAGCCACCACUCGCUACACGGGGGAGAAGAUCAGUACAAGUCCCUGAUCGACUGGACGCAUCAGUGAACUACAUAAAAUUUAUGCAACAGAGAAUAGAGAGCAUGAAGGAGAGGAAAACCCAUCUAUUAACCCAACUAAAAUCGAGCCAAAGUGAUCAUCGUUAG